AUGUUCGCUAUGUCUAGUUCGAUGUGGUCAACUUGGUUGGUAUUCUUCUGCUGGUGUGCUAUAAUUCAAAUAGAAGGCAAAAGAUGGAUGUUAGUUGAUUCGAUAUCUUCAAAGGAAGAUUCACUGGCGAAUACUAGAAGUGCUGAACCGCACUGCAUGGAUGGAGUGAGAAGUCAAGAUGAGAGCGAUGUUGACUGCGGUGGAGAAACAUGUCCAAAAUGUAAAAUUGGAAAGCAUUGUAACGAAGAUUGUGAUUGCUCCACCAAUACUUGUAACAACGGAAAGUGUGCUGCAUUCGAAUCGUGCGAUGACAACAUCAAGAAUCAGGAUGAGACAGACAUAGAUUGCGGCGGUUCAAAAUGUCCGGCAUGUGAAGAUUCAAAAACGUGUAAAGAACAUAAGGAUUGCAACAGUGGCCUUUGCAAAAAGAAGAAAUGCGUUGCUGUUGAAUCGUGCGAUGAUAAUAUAAAAAAUCAGGAUGAGAGCGAUGUUGACUGUGGCGGUAUCAAAUGCCCACGGUGUGACCAUUGGAAGAAAUGUAAAGCCGAUUGUGAUUGUAUUAGCGAUUCAUGCAAGAACAAAACAUGUGUCGGAGCGGAGUCGUGUGUAGAUGGUAUAAAAAACCAGGAUGAAACUGAUGUAGAUUGUGGAGGCGACAAAUGUCCAAAAUGUGAAAUCACGAAAUAUUGCGACGAUGACUGUGAUUGUCAUAAUGCUAUCUGUAGAAAUCAUACUUGUGUUCCUCAUUGUGUUCCUGAAUGUCAGAAUAAUGGUGUUUGUACUAUUCAUAAAACUUGUAUCUGUCCAGAAGGUUUUACUGGUGUCAGUUGUGAAGUUCAGUCGGUUGGUUUGUGCCAUGAUAACGACACAUUCGGUGUGGAACCGAUACUCUCCAUCACAUUUGCUAGUGGUCGACCACAGUAUUCUCGAUCUAAACCGUCUGAAUUCAACUUUACAACAACAUACAAACAACGAUUUGAACCGGUGACCAACGACGGCAUGUUCAGCUUCAUCAAUUCCAUUCACAACGAUUUUCAUGGCGCGUGGCACACAGGUGCAAUCGAUCACACUGAAGACGAAGGUGGAUACAUGCUUUUAGUCAAUGCUGAUUAUCGACCAGGCGAAUUCUAUAAAGGACAAGUUGAUAAUCUAUGUAUCGGCUUGCGUUAUGAAUUCUCGGUAUACUUAGCUAAUCUUUGUAUACCACUUGAUCGAAUCAAACCCAAUGUUCGAUUUGAAGUUCGCAGUCCAUCGACAGGAAAUCAGCUAUUGGCUCAAUUGCGCUCCGGCCCAAUACCAGUUCAGAGGCAAUUAACCUGGAACAAGUAUGGUCUUUCGUUCGUAGCACCAAGCAGUUCCGUUGUUCUCUUGAUGAUUUCCGAUGCACCUGGUGGAAUGGGAAAUGAUAUCGUCAUCGAUGAUAUUGCGCUACGUGUUUGUUCACAUGAAGGCACUGGCUUCUGUCCACCAGAACAAUAA
Adineta ricciae is the source of this 1479-nucleotide messenger RNA. NCBI's taxonomy places the organism in Eukaryota, Metazoa, Rotifera, Eurotatoria, Adinetida, Adinetidae. The record is from the annotation of a GenBank genome assembly.